UUAAAGAAAUCAUAGCCCGACCAGGUAAAGGCAAAGGGAUGAAUUCCUACUUCACUAACCCUUCCUUAUCCUGCCACCUCGCCGGGGGCCAGGAAGUCCUUCCCAACGUCGCCCUCAAUUCCACCGCCUAUGAUCCAGUGAGGCAUUUCUCGACCUAUGGAGCAGCCGUUGCCCAGAACCGGAUCUACUCGACUCCCUUUUAUUCGCCACAGGAGAAUGUCGUAUUCAGUUCCAGCCGGGGGCCGUAUGACUAUGGAUCUAAUUCCUUUUACCAGGAGAAAGACAUGCUUUCAAACUGCAGACAAAACACCUUAGGACAUAACACACAGACCUCAAUCGCUCAGGAUUUUAGUUCUGAGCAGGGCAGGACUGCGCCCCAGGACCAGAAAGCCAGUAUCCAGAUUUACCCCUGGAUGCAGCGAAUGAAUUCGCACAGUGGGGUCGGUUACGGAGCGGACCGGAGGCGCGGCCGCCAGAUCUACUCGCGGUACCAGACUCUGGAACUGGAGAAGGAAUUUCACUUCAAUCGCUACCUAACGCGGCGCCGGCGCAUCGAGAUCGCCAAUGCGCUCUGCCUGACCGAACGACAGAUCAAAAUCUGGUUCCAGAACCGCCGGAUGAAGUGGAAAAAAGAAUCUAAUCUCACGUCCACGCUCUCGGGGGGCGGCGGAGGGGCUGCGGCUGACAGCCUGGGCGGGAAGGAGGAAAAGCGGGAAGAGACAGAAGAGGAGAAGCAAAAAGAGUGACCAAGUGCCACCCCCUUCCCUCUUUCUCCCUUGCUCACCCCAGCUACCCCCCCCCUCCACACACUCUGUAUUUAUCACUGGCACAAAUGAUAUGUUUCGACUCCCUGAAACAAAAGUAAGGAGUCAGACAUGGACCUGAAAAUUCAGCCCUGGACCCCCUCCCUUCCCUUCCCUGCACAACUCUUCUUGCGCCUUCUCCUAGCUCCCUUGCUAGCUCGUGUUUUCUUUUUUUUUUUUUUUCUUCCCCCGGCUUGGCUUGUCCGCAGGCCCUUUCCCCAACCCAGGCCUUGGGGACCCAGUCCCUGAACCUCACUUCAGACUCCACAGAUUUCCCUCCAAAUGGAGGACUUGUACCCCCCCCCAUACUCCCUGGAUGCCUUCCCCCGCCCCCCACUUCAUCCCAGGCUUCUGGGCCUGGGCCUCCAUUCUGGGGCCUCAGGGCCUGGCCUGGUGAGCCAGGGAAGGCAGGAGGCCCAAGGAGGGGGCUGCCUUGGCCCCACAGUCACCCCCCAGGGCCUCCCCUAUAACCUCUAUCCGGGCCCCCCUUUACCCCAGCAAAUGCCCAGCCCAGGCAAAUUGUAUUUAAAAGAUUCCUGGGGUCAUUAUGGCAUAUUACAAACUGUGACCGUUUCUGUGUGAAUAUUUUUAGCUGUAUUUGUGGUCUCUGUAUUUAUAUUUAUGUUUAGCACCGUCAGUGUUCCAAUCUCAUUUUAAAAAAAGGAAAAAAAAAGAGGGAAAAACUACCAAAAAAAAAAGAGAAAAAAAAAGGUGAAUGACGUUUGUUUAGCCAGUAGGAGAAAAUAAAUGAAUAAAUAAGUCCCUUCGUGUUACCCUCCUGUAUAAAUCCGAUCUCUGGAUCCGUUCUCGAAUAUUUAAUAAAAUUGAUAUUAUUUUUAAAAGU
Molecule: messenger RNA, 1647 nt
Organism: Dipodomys ordii (Ord's kangaroo rat)
Lineage: Eukaryota; Metazoa; Chordata; Mammalia; Rodentia; Heteromyidae
Gene: Hoxc6
Product: homeobox C6
Exons: 2
Coding region: 39-746 (235 amino acids)
Biological process (GO): regulation of transcription by RNA polymerase II; anterior/posterior pattern specification
Cellular component (GO): nucleus
Molecular function (GO): RNA polymerase II cis-regulatory region sequence-specific DNA binding; DNA-binding transcription factor activity, RNA polymerase II-specific
Source: RefSeq, a predicted model, not a curated record